AAAUAAAGGGUGGGGCCAGCGAGGGGAGGAGGAAAGCAAAGAUUGAGAGAAGCCAGAACGUGGCUCCUCUCCCAGUUAACCUGCUGGAGCCCAUCAGGCUUGCUCAGAGCCCCUGCACCAACUCACCCUGUACCCUCUCUCCUUCUUCAUUAGUCUUCUUUCCCCCUUUCCCCUCUUCUGUCUGCACCUACCCCCCACUUUUGCAUCUGACCAAAGGACGAAUGAGGGAGACGUUCCUGCAGAUCGGGGCAGCAACUUUCCUCAGCUGGUCUCUGGGCUCCGGGAGCCAGAGAGCGCUGAUCCUCCGCGGUCUGCGGCCCAUGGAAGAGGAAGAGGAGGAGCCGUGAUGGGCUAGCGACAGCACUGAGGAGCCCCGAGCGAGCUCAGCCUUGCCAGCCAGCUCCGCGGUCCCACGCGGGUUCCCUCGAGCUCGCUCCGUGGGGAGCGCGCAGCGUGCUUGGAACCGGGGCAUCCAGAGAGGAUGAGGCGGGGACCCGGCCCAAGUUGGGUGCAUCUCUCGGGCGUCCGGCAGCGGCUGUAUCUCGGCAUGAAUUAAGAAGCUAGGAAGAUGGAGCACGGCACACUCCUCGCCCAGCCCGGGCUCUGGACCAGGGACACCAGCUGGGCACUCCUCUAUUUCCUCUGCUAUAUCCUCCCUCAGACCGCCCCGCAAGUACUCAGGAUCGGAGGGAUUUUUGAAACAGUGGAAAAUGAGCCUGUUAAUGUUGAAGAAUUAGCUUUCAAGUUUGCAGUCACCAGCAUUAACAGAAACCGAACCCUGAUGCCUAACACCACAUUAACCUAUGACAUCCAGAGAAUUAACCUUUUUGAUAGUUUUGAAGCCUCGCGGAGAGCAUGUGACCAGCUGGCUCUUGGUGUGGCUGCUCUCUUUGGCCCUUCCCAUAGCUCCUCCGUCAGUGCUGUGCAGUCUAUUUGCAAUGCUCUCGAAGUUCCACACAUACAGACCCGCUGGAAACACCCCUCGGUGGACAACAAAGAUUUGUUUUACAUCAACCUUUACCCAGAUUAUGCAGCUAUCAGCAGGGCGAUCCUGGAUCUGGUCCUCUAUUACAACUGGAAAACAGUGACCGUGGUGUAUGAAGACAGCACAGGUCUAAUUCGUCUACAAGAGCUCAUCAAAGCUCCCUCCAGAUAUAAUAUUAAAAUCAAAAUCCGCCAGCUGCCCUCUGGGAAUAAAGAUGCCAAGCCUUUACUCAAGGAGAUGAAGAAAGGCAAGGAGUUCUAUGUGAUAUUUGAUUGUUCACAUGAAACAGCCGCUGAAAUCCUUAAGCAGAUUCUGUUCAUGGGCAUGAUGACCGAGUACUAUCACUACUUUUUCACAACCCUGGACUUAUUUGCUUUGGAUCUGGAACUCUAUAGGUACAGCGGCGUAAACAUGACCGGGUUUCGGCUGCUUAACAUUGACAACCCUCACGUGUCAUCCAUCAUUGAGAAGUGGUCCAUGGAGAGACUGCAGGCCCCACCCAGGCCCGAGACUGGCCUUUUGGAUGGCAUGAUGACAACUGAAGCGGCUCUGAUGUACGAUGCCGUGUACGUGGUGGCCAUUGCCUCGCACCGGGCAUCCCAGCUGACCGUCAGCUCCCUGCAGUGCCACAGACAUAAGCCAUGGCGCCUCGGACCCAGAUUUAUGAACCUGAUCAAAGAGGCUCGGUGGGAUGGCUUGACUGGGCAUAUCACCUUUAAUAAAACCAAUGGCUUGAGGAAGGAUUUUGAUCUGGACAUUAUUAGUCUCAAAGAGGAAGGAACUGAAAAGGCUGCUGGCGAAGUGUCUAAACACUUGUAUAAAGUGUGGAAGAAGAUUGGGAUUUGGAAUUCCAACAGUGGGCUUAACAUGACGGACAGCAACAAAGACAAGUCCAGCAAUAUCACUGAUUCAUUGGCCAACCGAACACUCAUUGUCACCACCAUUCUGGAAGAACCCUAUGUUAUGUACAGGAAAUCUGAUAAGCCUCUAUAUGGAAAUGACAGAUUUGAAGGAUAUUGCCUGGACCUGUUGAAAGAAUUGUCAAACAUCCUGGGUUUCAUUUAUGAUGUUAAACUAGUUCCCGAUGGCAAAUAUGGGGCCCAGAAUGACAAAGGGGAGUGGAACGGGAUGGUUAAAGAACUCAUAGAUCACAGGGCUGACCUGGCAGUGGCUCCUCUUACCAUCACCUACGUGCGGGAGAAAGUCAUUGACUUCUCCAAACCCUUCAUGACCCUAGGCAUCAGCAUUCUCUACCGGAAGCCCAAUGGUACCAAUCCAGGCGUUUUCUCCUUCCUCAACCCCCUGUCCCCAGAUAUUUGGAUGUAUGUGCUCUUAGCCUGCUUGGGAGUCAGCUGUGUACUCUUUGUGAUAGCAAGGUUUACACCCUACGAGUGGUAUAACCCCCACCCAUGCAACCCUGACUCAGACGUGGUGGAAAACAAUUUUACUUUACUAAAUAGUUUCUGGUUUGGAGUUGGAGCUCUCAUGCAGCAAGGAUCAGAGCUGAUGCCCAAAGCUCUAUCGACCAGAAUAGUUGGAGGGAUAUGGUGGUUUUUCACCCUAAUCAUCAUUUCAUCCUACACGGCCAAUCUGGCUGCCUUCUUGACAGUAGAGAGAAUGGAAUCCCCCAUAGAUUCAGCAGAUGAUCUGGCAAAGCAAACCAAGAUAGAAUAUGGGGCGGUUAGAGAUGGAUCAACAAUGACCUUCUUCAAGAAAUCAAAAAUCUCCACCUAUGAGAAGAUGUGGGCUUUCAUGAGCAGCAGGCAGCAGACCGCCCUGGUAAGAAACAGUGAUGAGGGGAUCCAGAGAGUGCUCACCACAGACUACGCGCUGCUGAUGGAGUCCACCAGCAUUGAGUAUGUGACGCAGAGAAACUGCAACCUCACUCAGAUCGGGGGCCUCAUUGACUCCAAAGGUUACGGAGUGGGAACACCUAUUGGUUCUCCUUACCGGGAUAAAAUUACUAUUGCUAUUCUUCAACUCCAAGAAGAAGGGAAGCUGCAUAUGAUGAAAGAGAAGUGGUGGCGUGGGAAUGGCUGCCCCGAGGAAGACAACAAAGAAGCCAGUGCCCUGGGAGUGGAAAAUAUUGGAGGCAUCUUCAUUGUUCUGGCUGCCGGACUGGUCCUUUCUGUAUUUGUAGCUAUUGGAGAAUUCAUAUACAAAUCACGGAAGAAUAAUGAUAUUGAACAGUGUCUCUCUUUCAACGCCAUCAUGGAAGAACUGGGAAUCUCACUGAAGAAUCAGAAAAAAAUAAAGAAAAAGUCAAGAACUAAGGGGAAAUCUUCCUUCACAAGUAUCCUUACUUGUCAUCAGAGACGAACUCAGAGAAAAGAGACUGUGGCGUGAUCCAAGGAAACACCUGAAGGAAGAAAAAGGAUGCACUCCCUACAGAUUUUUGGAGAAAGGAUUUCUGAUGAGUGUGUGAUGUGUUUCCAUAUAUCUAUAUCCAUAACUCUGAUUAUGUAUACAGAUAUAAGAAAUACAAAAGUUUAAAAAGCUCACAUAGAUACGACUCGGGAAGUGACACCAGUUCUUUUAAAAUAAAUUUGUAUGCUCACUUAUUUUGCAUUUUUUCUUUUGCCCAAAUAAAUUGUUGUGUGUGCUUUCUAAAUAAUAAUAAAACAACAGGGUUUUUUUCCA
Molecule: messenger RNA, 3625 nt
Organism: Pongo pygmaeus (Bornean orangutan)
Lineage: Eukaryota; Metazoa; Chordata; Mammalia; Primates; Hominidae
Gene: GRIK1
Product: glutamate ionotropic receptor kainate type subunit 1
Exons: 17
Coding region: 569-3331 (920 amino acids)
Biological process (GO): monoatomic ion transport
Cellular component (GO): membrane
Molecular function (GO): ligand-gated monoatomic ion channel activity; signaling receptor activity
Source: RefSeq, a predicted model, not a curated record